CCGGCAUAGCGAACUAAAAGCGUUCGUUUCAGUCACAAUGACCCCAACGGUCAACGAGAAAACGCCAAAGCUAUGACUGGCAUGACUGUACAAGUUGACGUCAGUGCACGUAGAGUCCAGAUGCAAUAAAAGUGAAAUCUAAAUCUAAAACUUACCGUGCCCUAAACAAAAUGUUUACUUCGGAUUAGACAAGGUGAAUUAAAAAAUAAAAUAGUUUUUCUUUGUCUUGGAUAAUAGUUUCUAACCAUUUCAUUGCUUCAUACUUUUGGGCUUAUUUCAUAUAACGCCAAUAAUGGCUUCCACAGUGUCAGUGCAGUUCCAUUGCAGAGUACAGAUUCUCUGCUAAAUCAUGAGACUAUUUCAUACAAGGACUUGAACUAGUUUGUUCUUCUUAUUCGACAUGUAUUUGGAAGGAGCAAAUUAAAGCUUUUCUGAUUCAGUACCCACGAAACACGCCGAAAACAAAGUAUGAACCAGGACCGCCCGACUUGCCAGCACCAACAGCAGCAACAAAAUGCGACGCCACAGCUGCCACCACCGGCGUUCAUGUCCGACUCGGAUCCAUGGAAGUCGUGCGACGAGGACCAAGAAGAGAGCAGCUCCAAGAACGCGCACAGAAGAGCCAAGAGAAACAUUCCGGAGACGGAGAAGGACGACAAGUAUUGGGAGAAGAGAAAGAGAAAUAAUUUGGCCGCCAAGAGAUCUCGCGAGAACAAGAGGCUUCUGGAGAGUGACAUCAGACAGAAGGUUGCCCUUUUGGAGGAACAAAAUGCUUUAUUGCGCAAGGAAAUCGUCAUCAUAAAGGCACGCUAUGGAAUUCCAACUGAACAAAGUCUGCUUACCCCUGGUGAACAAGCGCAAUGCAUUCUAGAGGUCAAGGCUGCUCGCGAAGCUAAUGAGUUGCGCAAGAAGAGAGAAAGCGCAGGAAAUAUUGACGACGUAUCUUCAACAUCUCCCUCAGUGUUCUCUGUGGGGCUGCACUCGUCCCUCGAUGAUUCUGAUGCUGAGAAAGUCUGCAGUGAGUCUUCCGACAACAGCCCAAAAGUAAGUGAGACCACCUACAACUUGCAAACUUCCUACGGUCCUGCUGCUUACGGACCUUUCAAUCCAUCGCCCAGCUGGGCUCCAGCCGCCAGCUCAAGCCAGCAGGGCUUAGCAAGUAACAGCUCUGGUCAUCCUUUCUCCCCUUCUCCUGGUCACCAGCCUAAGCAGUCGUCCACUCCGUCUUCCUACCAGGCCAAGCACAGCUCACCGUACACUCGCUACGGCCCUGGGUCAAUGAGUGGGUACCCGAGGCCUUACGACUUCUACAGCAUGCAGUACGGAAACCAAAGCACGCCAAGGAUUUAUGAAGAGGGCUACCCCGGAGCCCCAGCAGACCUCAGAAUGAACAUCAAGAGACAAGAGGAGCAGAGAGCAUGUAGGGGUCAGACCUCUCUGAAAUCGCCCAUCCCCCAGUCAGAUUUUCUAGAUGACAUCGCGGCGAUGGGGUAUGCACAUGGCGGGCGACCACAUAUUGGGCAGGAACAGCUGAGGCGUCAAAGCGCUGACCAUACUUCUGUCAUGAGCAGUGGAUUUAGUAGGCUUUCGUGUGACUUGAAAAAUGUGAACGCUGAUGGAGUAAAACCCAUCAUGCAACAGGAUACCAAAUUAGAACUUGACCUGAAUUGAACACAUUUCUAGUUAAUUAAGAAUACAAAAAAAUUUUCUUAACUGUCCCAUAUGCAAUACUCAGUCAUUUUAAACAAGAUGUGAAAAGAAUUGGGCAUUUGAUUAAAAAGACAUUUUGUUGAUUUUUUUAAAAGUUUGUUACUAAAUAACUCAUACAACUUUAAUAAAGUCAUUUUUAAAGUAAUCAUCAGGCGAUCAUUAGAGCACUUAGUAUAUACUGUAAUCCUUAGGUACACUAUGUACAAUAUUUAAAUGUGAUGUUGCGUUUUUUUUUAUAGAAAUUUUUAAAAUAUUUUUUUAAAGUAUCUUUAGUCGGAAUAGGAUUUUUUAAAAAAUUAAUUACUGUUUGAUAUGGGCUGUCCGUAUAUGCAUAAGCAAUAAGCAACAUUAAUGAUACUGAUAUCAGUGGUGAAUAUAGACAAUGGUAUGUGUAAGGUCGGUAAGAAAGUAGGUCAUCUAUGCCAUACAGACGACUGGACUGUUAAAGAUAUUCGUUACUAACUUGGAUGUGUAUUGAAGCACUCCAACAUUGAAAUCUAUAUGAUUGAAAUACUUAUGUAAUAUAUUUCUUUUACAAAACUAUUUUAAGGUGUAGCCUAGUGGAAAUUCCGUGAAGUGAUUUUGUUUUGUUUUGUUUUCAAAUCUAUUAUUGGAUGGUUAUUUUUGACUGGCUCUAUGGAAAUGCCUAUUCUUGUUGCUGUUAUAAAAUAUUAGUACCGGUACUGUACCGGCAUUUAUUUUACUAUGAGCGAUGAUAUUUAAUUGAGGUUCAUUUGUUUCCAUGCAAACUAUUGAGAACUAAUGGCGCUUAUGAAUCACACUUUAAUAAAAAUGAUUUUUUUUCUCAAUAUAUCUCUUACAUAAGAACUAAUUUUGUUACAUUCUCCCCCCCCCCCUUUUUUUUUGUGGUAAAGGUGAAACGUAAUUAAAAAAAAGCGUAUUGAGGUACCGGUUAGUUGAAUACAUAUCAAUAGUAUUAGAUAGAAGUAGAGUAGGAACAAACGUGAGAGUUUCUAUUUAAACUACACACUUUUAAAGUAGACAUUUGUACGCCCUAUUGACAGCUAUUUAGUU
Molecule: messenger RNA, 2745 nt
Organism: Biomphalaria glabrata
Lineage: Eukaryota; Metazoa; Mollusca; Gastropoda; Planorbidae
Product: nuclear factor interleukin-3-regulated protein-like
Exons: 3
Coding region: 469-1671 (400 amino acids)
Biological process (GO): circadian rhythm; regulation of DNA-templated transcription
Cellular component (GO): nucleus
Molecular function (GO): DNA-binding transcription factor activity; DNA binding
Source: RefSeq, a predicted model, not a curated record